UUUUUAGAAUAGUAGUAAAAAUAAAUACAUAUAGAGGACGCCCUACUUCCGGUUUUUUCUGCGCAUAGAUAACGACUGUGGAAAUAAUGCGCAGAAAUGAUCAGUGCAUUCAUAUUCACCGACGCCGUAGGCCAAACAUUUCCUCUUGAAUUAGUGUAAUAAAUCUAUCAAGUUUGAAAAGUAAAGUUCUUCAAGUAUUGAAAUGGACCAGAAUUCGACACGAAUUUCUGAUGUAGUGACAGGAGAAUUGUACAGAGACGCAAUGUUCCAAAUAACAAAUUCAUUUUGUGGGGUUAAAUUUGAAGAUGACUCGGGUUCGGGUUCAGACGAAAAUUCAGAUGAUAACUCGAAUUCAGAUGAAAACUCAGUAUCAGAAUACAGCUCGGAAUCAGAAUAUAACACUGAUUCAGAUGAGGAUCCGGAUUUGGAUGACAAUAAGCAUUAUUGUCCGAUUGGAAAAAUUAAACAAAUCUCAAAGACAUCUUCGGACUUUACUACAAUCUUGAUAGAAUGUACCUUAGGGUCUAGGAUUAAACUUGGCACAUUUGUACUGCUGCCAUAUUUAGCUUCAGGGAUUUUCAGAAAUAAAUUCUCUUGGAUUGGUCAUGUUGUUAAAACUGCUGGUUGUAAUGGUGAUAUUGACACCUUAGAAGCUAGAGUUCCUUCUCAUCGAUUUAGAUGCCUUGAGAAUGUAAAUAUUGGAGACAAAUUAUAUUAUGAACAUUUGAAAGAGUGCUUCCUUCCCCUCGUGGAAAUUCCAGAAGAUGGAAUUGAAAUUGAGAAAACAUCGGAAACUGGGUUCCAUGUGGGUUCUGCAAAACGAACAUCUAUUUCGGUGAAACGUUCGGAUAAAAAAAUAUUAGCGCGAAUGACUAAGCCAUGUCAGGCGAUAGGAUUUACAGAAAGAAGCGGGUUUAAGCGGCACUACUGUCCGCUCGGGCAAAUAAUUAAACUUACGAAGAUGCCAUCAGAGUCUCUAAUUUUGGUAGAAGGAUACAUUUCACCAAGAAAUGUGUUUCGACACGGAUGGUUGCAGGUAUUCAAUAUAGCGUCAGGAAUUUUCAAAGAUUCAUUCUCUUCUAUCGGUAAAAUAAAUAGUUAUGCUGAAAAAAUUGAUGGCUGGGAGUUUGAAAUUAAAUUGAAAUCCGAUAAAUUAUUGGAGAACUUAAAAAUUGGAGAUAUAGUUUAUCAUGUACACUACUGGGAGUGCCACGUUCCCAUCGUAAAUAUUUCACAAGGUGGAAUUCAAAUUAGGAAAGCAGUCCAAAGUGUGGUUGCCCAAGUGGGAUCUGAGACGGGGAGGUCUAAAAACCCAAAAAAGGCUACAAACCCGAAUUGGAAUGCAAGAUCCCAAAUUAAUUCCGGGGCUGGAAUGGGUUCUUCACAAAAAGAAACAUCGGAAACCGAAUUCCUGAGUGGGAUUUUGACUAAACAGAUCAUCAAGAUGGCUUCCGAGACAUCCUCCAGGGUUAGAUUUGAGACAGGGUUGAACCGGUUACACUCUGUGAAUAGAAGAUCCCAAGUCGUUUCCCAACCCAAACCAGCGGAGCCUACGAUGAAUCCUAAUGAGGGUAUAGGAUCCCAAGUAGACUGCCAGAGAGGAACAUCAGAAAUCCCGAAAAACGACGAGAACUCUAUCGAGAACGGUGGACCCCAAAUUUUUCAGGAGCGACUAUCGGAGAACCCAGAAAAUACCAAGAACCACCACAAUGGGAAUUCAACAUCUGAAGUUGAUUUCCAGUUUAAAAUAGAUCCUUUCAAGGAAGAGAGAUCGGAACCCGAAAUUAUGAAUGGGUUAUCAGCUAUAAAUGAAAUCAAGACUUCUAUAAAGGCUUAUUCCUUCAUACAACGUGGGAUCCCUAAUGCGUUUCAAGUCUUAAAAUAUUCUCUUUUGUUCUUUUUUAUUAUAUCAUUAUUUUAUUCUUUUUACUGCAUUUUGCUGUUCUAUUAUGUUUAUUAUAUUCUCUGGUCUGCCAUGGAAUUUUCGAGCUAGGUGCUUCUGUCACUGACAUCUUUUAUUACCUUUUCCGUGAUGUGACACUAAUAUAACAUUAUAAUUACAGCAGUGCAAUUCAGAGUCCCCACCUGGGUACCCCAAUGUGUUGUAUUGCCUGAAUUUACCACGAUCUCUCUAGAGCUAAAAAUAAUAAUAAAGUAGCGACCAAAUGCAGAUUUGUGCCAAUGUGGGUUCUCAAUUUUUGAACCGCGUUCAUUAAUAAAAGAAUAAAAUUAGGAACAUAGAAUCGAUUGUGAUUCUCGUGGGUUCUAUGUCAGAAAGUUUGGAUCUUAAAUUUAUAAAUGUGCAUCCCAGUCAUAAUACAACUUACAAAAACAAUUCGAGAACUCUCUUGGGAUCUCCAUAGGAUCCAGGACUGAUUUCGUAUCAAUAAGUUGUUUUUUAUUUGCGUAUGUUAUUAAUAUUUCUUAAGUAAACUUAUAUUAAUUCUGUUUUUUUACAUAUGCAUUGCUAAAAAUAGAUACAUAAAAAUUGUACAUGAA
Messenger RNA from Belonocnema kinseyi, 2499 nucleotides. RefSeq lists its product as uncharacterized. The record is from RefSeq and is a predicted model, not a curated record. Bases 203 to 1993 code for a protein of 596 amino acids. NCBI's taxonomy places the organism in Eukaryota, Metazoa, Arthropoda, Insecta, Hymenoptera, Cynipidae. The transcript is spliced from 5 exons.